ACAUGGUCACAUAUUUGCUUUCUGGCCAAAUAUGUGCAUCACUGAACAAAUAUUUCAAUACAAUAGAUGGUUUCACAGUUUAUUGUUCAUGUUACAAUUACAAUCUAAAAAGUCUAUGCUUUGUUUUCUCACCAUGUCUUUAUUUUAUGCUUGUUAGUGACAACAACUACUCAACAACAGCAAGACGUUCAGCAGAAGUAACAUUUCCUUGGACAUAAAAACAGCUGUUUAUACUAUAUACUCUGCAUUCAUUUUUGGGCACAACUAUUGUUUUUUUAAAAUAUUUUUUUAUAUCAGAGGAAAGAGACAUAAUGUCACAUUGUUACAGUAUAUGUUCAGCAUAGUAGGGAUAACCGGAAACAUUCACCAAUGUUUAUACAGGAAGGAAAGGCAGAGAUAGCAAUGUCUCCUUUGACAGAAGCUUCAGUAGACCAUAAUACACUUCAACCACAUGACAUGUUGCUUUUUAGAGUGACAAAAUGUCUACUCUAUAAAUAAGUAAGGCAGGUUGAGGAAAGGGAUUAUACCAAAGAGCAAGUAACAGCAUUUUAUCACAAAAUAAUUUCUGGAACGCCCUAAACAUGCAAACUGUCAAUAUCUCAGCCCCAGAGGGAGGACUGUUUUAUUUCUGCUCUCACAACAUUUAUUUCUGUUGUCCCUGCAACUCAUUGUGUGUAGUGAGGUCCUCUCAAAGAGGUGUUUGUGAAUAGUGACAAGUUUGCCAAUAGCAUUUCAAAUGUUGUCCUACUUAGCUCUCUGGUGAAAGUUGCAAAUAGACACUGUGCCCGACGAAGGACGUGAGACAGCUGUUUCUAUAAAUAACCUCCACCCACUUACCUACCACGAGACCCCCUUGCCUUGUUCCUGCCCCACCACAGCAAGCCUGGUCCCAGACAAAUGCAAAACACCCAGACAGACAGCAACAGAGGAUAUCAACAAAGCAGCAACAGCAGAGGAGGCAAAACACUGAUACGCAGAGCUGUUUGACAGCAGCUCUCAUCAACAACCAAGAAACUCACAGACCUCACAGACCUACAACAACCAGGCAUAAAACCUGGAGCCAUGAAGUCACUGCGAUUCUUUGCAGCUGAAGCCUUCAUCCAAAGUGGAUCAAGUGCGAUGGAGAAUCUCAACUGUGUGCCUUUUAACCUAUACCCACUUCUCUUCAAGUCCUGCUACCUCCAUGAGCAGGCUGAUAUGCUGCAUGCUUUGGUCCAGGCAUGGCCUCUACCUGAGCUCAACCUACAAAGACUCCUGGGAAAGACAGUUGACUGUCAGAUGGACCUCACCUCCCUCACCUGCCGGCUUUGUCUGAAGGCAAUUCUGACUGGCUUAAAGGAGUAUGUGCUGUCUCCUCCAUCAACUUAUGCCAAGAACCUCCAUGUGGUGGAUCUGACUGCCCUGAAGGAUGUCGAGCACCAGGUGUGCCCCUGCCAGUCCACUCUGGGUCGAUGGGCAAGAACCCAGCUCCUAACCCAAAUGUGUUAUGAAACCAUGGUGGCCAUGCAAGCCAUCAGUGUGUCACACUCAGCCUUUGAAACAUCUAUCGAUGUCCGUCUGAAUGGCUUUGUCACAGGCCGCAACUAUGAGCUGGUGGCCCAGGCCUUACUCCUCCUCCGCCACUGUCCUCUGAAGCUUCGUUUCGUUGGUUUUCGGGCUGACUCCCUAGCUCUCAAGCAGCUGUUUUAUGUUCUUCGGCUAGCAGAGCCUGAGUCCAUUACAAAGCUGGAGAUGGUCCACAACGUUCCCUUGGAGGCUGCACACCUGGAGGUGCUGCUGUCCAGGGUGGAGUUCCCCAAAUUGCAGUCUUUAACACUGCCAGCUGGGGCAUUGGAUGUUAGGAGGUUGGGUUCUGAUGAUGAUGAUCUGCUGGCCACCAUCGGCAAGCUGCUGGCACAGCUGACCAGUCUUACUGAGCUCUAUGUAGGUUUCUCGACUCUCACUGGACACCUACGAAGAGUUCUCAAUCCUCUCAACACUCCACUUCAAUGCUUGGAGUUGGCCAACUGCUGCCUGAAUCGCGUGGACAUGACAUACUUGUCCAACAGCCUCCACAGUGAGGCCCUGGUCCGCCUGGACAUCAGUGGACACAACAUCUUCGGCUCCUUCUCCACCUGCUUCCACAAACUGCUCAGUCGUUGUGCGGCCUCAUUGGUGAGCCUGACCAUUGAAGAAUGUGACAUAGACGAUGAGCACAUGGAUGCCUUCAUUAAUGCUCUGUCCUGCUGUCAAGUGCUGGAGGAGCUCAAACUCCUGGGAAACCCUCUAACCUCUGCAGCCCUGCGGCGGUUGUUCUCCACACUAUCUGCAGCCUUUCCCAAGUUAAGGUACAUAGAGCUUCCAGUUCCCCGUGAGUGUUACUCUGAGGAUAUCACUUACCCACUUGAUGAUUCAAUCCUGCUGCAGUACAACAGGGAGUUGUUUCAGGAGGUCAGGGGCCAGCUGAUGGGGAUCCUGGCGGGAGCCGGGAGAGGGGAUGUGGAGGUGUGCACUCCACUCAUGGGGGCCUAUGAUCCAGAUAUCAAUGAAACCAGCAAUGAGCUGGGGGUGUCCAUGUUAAAGUCUUUUAACAGCGUCAUUGGGAACUUUAUAGGUACUAUAACCGAUGUGGACAACAGGAGAUCUCAAACUCAGAAAAAUAACUGAUGACUUUGCCUGUUGAAAGAUCAAUUGAAUGGACUGAGAAGAGUGUAACUAGAGCAGGGCUCUCAGAGCUUGUUCAUCCAUCUAGAUGUUUGUGUAAACACUGAGCCUUUGAGCCUUAUAGGAAGGUUCAUGGUACUGUCCGCUGUAGACACAGGAGACUUUACCUUAUUUCUUGCUUUAUAAUGUGAUUUUCUUGGGCAACAGAAUGUUGUUACUUAUGAUUAUAUUUGUUUGGCUUGAUAUUAACUUUAGUAAUACCAUUCCUGAUUAGAAAUGAUCUCAACACAAGAUAAUAUUCUUCCCGGUGUUUCCUACAGCCUGUCAGCCAAACAGAUGUUUUGUACAGACAGAUGUAGCCACUGAAGUGGUUAUGGUAAAACCUUUGCUUAGGAUAUUUUGUACAUGUUCUUAUGUCUAUAUUCUGGUUUAAAUUUUGUAUAUAACUGGAUUUAUAAAAGGUAAACAGCACAAGUUUGUAAUAUGGGACAGAUCCCAAUUUAGCAAGCAUACAAUGAUGAUUGUUUCAUUCUCUCAAACCAAUAAAACUGAACUUCAAA
Messenger RNA from Thunnus maccoyii (southern bluefin tuna), 3203 nucleotides. RefSeq names its product leucine rich repeat containing 14B (gene lrrc14b). NCBI's taxonomy places the organism in Eukaryota, Metazoa, Chordata, Actinopteri, Scombriformes, Scombridae. The transcript is spliced from 3 exons. Gene Ontology annotation, cellular component: cytoplasm. Gene Ontology annotation, biological process: positive regulation of cell population proliferation; negative regulation of cell differentiation; negative regulation of DNA-templated transcription. Bases 1063 to 2646 code for a protein of 527 amino acids. The record is from RefSeq and is a predicted model, not a curated record.